Annulohypoxylon maeteangense is the source of this 1392-nucleotide messenger RNA. Its product is annotated as peptidase. The record is from RefSeq and is a predicted model, not a curated record. Bases 574 to 1299 code for a protein of 241 amino acids. Gene Ontology annotation, biological process: proteolysis. Lineage: Eukaryota; Fungi; Ascomycota; Sordariomycetes; Xylariales; Hypoxylaceae. The transcript is spliced from 4 exons.
CAUUCAACAGCUCCGAUUCUUCCCACGGUCGUCUCUAAAACUGUACUGCAAUGCAGAAUAUGCAUUAGGUUUACCAAUAAAUAAAUACCGUGACCGAAAACGGCAGCUUCUCACGUUAGCUGGGCUCGAUUUUAUAGGGGUUCUGGUAUUGACAAAGACCGGGGUAAUCUGCAACCUCCAACGCAAUAAAAGCACAAACAUCUAUAAUGACACCUUAGGUGCCCUUCAUACUGGACCAUUUCAGCCUAACGUCAGAUUGAUUAGUAGGUCGAUAUGGGUCCAUAACGGAGGGUCGGGCGUUAUACAUACAUACCAUAUAAGCCAUACAGACCACGAGACAGUCACGAGCUGUCUCUCUCGAACUGAAGACGAGAACGUCUAACGUUCAACGAGAAGACAAGUUUGCCCCGCAACAUCUGGGAUCCAGAUACACAAUCCAUUUAGUAUCCAUACAUUGGCAAUUAUUACAGUCACUUGAUCUUGUUUUCCUCUCUCUCCUCUUCUUCUUCUUCUUUGGACGUCAUUCCCAACCCUGUCAAUUAUUCUCCCCGAUGCGCCGUCAAUAGGCGAGUGAUGGGUUCUCUUGAAACUUCCAAGGAUGAAUUGACCGUAUUGGUCACCGGCUUCGGGCCUUUCAAGGUGCAAUAUCCCGUGAAUCCGGCUUGGGAGAUCACCGCAUCCUUGCCGGAUUACCUGCCUCCCUACCGGGUAAGGGAAACCGCCCGUCAAACCACGCCAAGCUUGCCUCCGGUUAGGAUUUUAAAGGAGGGGCCGGUCCGCGUCAGCUAUGAAGUCGCCAGGGAGUUGGUUCCCACACUUUGGGACGACCCAAAACAGAAAAUCGAUUAUGUCAUCCAUAUAGGAAUGGCAGGCCCGCAACCGGUCUAUUCCAUCGAGAGGCGCGGGCAUCGCGAUGGAUACGACAAACCUGAUGUCGACGGCCAGCUUCUCGGGGAUGAGCAGAAGCGCAAACGGGAGGGCGACAAAUGGAUAUGGCACGAUAUCCCAUCAGAACUAUUGACUGACCUGGACAUCGAAAAUAUAUACAAAAGAUGGGUUGAUAGUAGCCCGGACAAUCUCAGGCUACAGCUUUCCGAGGAUGCUGGGCACUAUCUAUGCGACUUCAUCUACUUCUCAAGCUUAGCUCAUCUGUACAAGCAGCGGAGGCCUAGGAAGGUAAUAUUCUUUCACGUUCCCUUGAAUCCGGACGAAGAGUCUCUCAGACGCGGAAAAGAGCUUGCCUUGCAAUUAAUUAGGUCAGUGUGUGAGGUUGGGUUCACAAAGGGACCCGUCGCUUAGAGUAAUGUUCUCGGCGAGAAAAUACUAGCCUGUGAUAUAGGAUGUCAUAUAUUUGUGCCUGACAGCAGCAAUAUAUUUAUAUAUACCUACUUA